GACUCACUUCCCUCUCUGCCCCACCCCAGAGCUCCUGUGCUGAAGUCUGACACAGAGCCCUCCACCGUUACGUGUGUUAGGACAGGAGAAUCUGCUCUCAUUCCCACAGUCUGCUGGACUUUGACUGCUGAUUUUCUGUCCCUAUCAACACCUGGUACAGCAGAUUACUUCAGGAUGCCUCUUGGGGGUGGAAACAAAUGUGGCUGCUGCCAGAAAACAGUCUACUUUGCAGAAGAAGUACAGUGUGAAGGGCGGAGCUUCCACAGAUCCUGCUUCCUGUGCAUGGUGUGCAGGAAAUGUCUAGACAGCACUACUGUAGCCGUCCAUGAGAAUGAGGUCUACUGCAAGGCCUGCUACGGCAAAAAAUACGGGCCCAAAGGCUACGGCUACGGCGCUGGUGCAGGAACUCUGAGCAUGGAUAAAGGAGAGUCGCUGGGAAUUAAACCUGUGGAGCCUCAGGAACACCGGCCAACCAAUAACCCCAACGCAUCCAAGUUUGCUCAAAAGUUCGGCGGCUCUGAUAAAUGCCCUCGGUGUAGCAAGGCCGUCUACGCAGCUGAGAAAGUCAUAGGGGCAGGAAAUGCAUGGCACAAGGCUUGUUUCCGAUGUGCAAAUUGCGGCAAGGGGCUGGAAUCCACAACUUUAGCUGACAAGGAUGGAGAAAUCUACUGCAAAGGUUGCUAUGCCAAAAACUUUGGACCAAAGGGCUUUGGGUACGGUCAAGGUGCUGGAGCGCUGUCACACACUCAAUAGAUCAGCGUGACACCAGUCGUAAGCAUGCUCAUGUACAUGUGCAUGAGUGAGUGCAUGUUAGUGUCUUCAAAACAGAAAGCAGAGUCCAGAUGUUUCUGUCUAAAUCUCCAACCAGACACAUUCCACAUUUCAACACGUUCCACAUCAUGUCAUUGUCUUAAACCCAUAAACAUCUCUCCUUAACACUUGAAAGAAUGUCAAGUAUGUAAACAGAACACAGGACUAGUCUUAAUCUGCUCAGAGAGGAUGAUCACUUGAGUUUGGUCAGAUUAAGUGGAACCUGAGCUGUGCUGUAUGUAUUCUUCUGUUUAGAUGUACUGUCUGUUCUCUAAUGGAUCUGCAUGAGUUUACUAGUUUGCCACAUGAUUGUUUGAGCUUCAAUCACUGUAAUCUUCAGCUCUGUUCAGAGCAUGAAUGAGUCACAAGUGCUCCCUGGCUUAAGAUGCAUUACAUUUGUUUCACUAUCAUUGGAAAAAUAUCCCACAUAUGCAUUCUGCACGUACUUUAAGAAGAUGUUAUGGAAGUAAAUGUACAAAAAAAAAGCA
This is a messenger RNA of Carassius auratus (goldfish), 1298 nucleotides long. Its product is annotated as cysteine and glycine-rich protein 1-like. The record is from RefSeq and is a predicted model, not a curated record. The transcript has 6 exons. NCBI's taxonomy places the organism in Eukaryota, Metazoa, Chordata, Actinopteri, Cypriniformes, Cyprinidae. Gene Ontology annotation, cellular component: Z disc; nucleus; cytoplasm. Bases 175 to 753 code for a protein of 192 amino acids. Gene Ontology annotation, molecular function: actinin binding; structural constituent of muscle. Gene Ontology annotation, biological process: muscle tissue development; sarcomere organization.